Marmota monax (woodchuck) is the source of this 2132-nucleotide messenger RNA. RefSeq names its product MAS related GPR family member D (gene Mrgprd). Gene Ontology annotation, biological process: G protein-coupled receptor signaling pathway. The transcript has a single exon. Lineage: Eukaryota; Metazoa; Chordata; Mammalia; Rodentia; Sciuridae. Bases 30 to 989 code for a protein of 319 amino acids. Gene Ontology annotation, cellular component: membrane. Gene Ontology annotation, molecular function: G protein-coupled receptor activity. The record is from RefSeq and is a predicted model, not a curated record.
UUCACGCUGGUCCGCUUUCCUCUCCAGGCAUGAACCAGACCCUGAACAGCAGCCAGAACCCGGAGCAGGCUCUGAGCGGUUCCAAGGUCGACGCGCUGCACGUGGUCUACCUCGCGGCCAGUUCCCUGGCCAUGUUCACCAGCGUGUGCGGGGCGGCAGGCAACAGCGCCGUGGUCUGGCUGCUGACUGUCGGCGUACAGAGGACCCCCUUCUGCAUCUACAUGCUCAACCUGGCUGUGGCCGACCUCCUCUUCCUCCUGUGCAUGGCCUCCAUGCUGACCCUGGAGACCCCGUCCCUGGCCGACUCCCACACCAAGGUCCACGAGGUGGUGACACGGGUGAUGUACUUCGCCUACACGGCCAGCCUGAGCCUGCUCACGGCCAUCAGCGUCCAGCGCUGCCUGUCCGUCCUCUUCCCCCUCUGGUACAAGUGCCGCCGCCCCAGGCACCUGUCCACCGUGGUGUGCUCCCUGCUCUGGGCGCUGGCCCUCCUCAUGAACACCCUGACCACUCUCUUCUGCCUCAGGUUCUGGCGGCACGACGAAGGCCGGUGCUUCAUGGUGGACACGGCCAUGGGCACCCUCAUCAUGGGGGUCUUCACGCCUGUGAUGACUGUGUCCGGCAUCACCCUCUAUGUCCGGGUGCGGAAAAGCGCUCUGCUGUGGCGGCGGCGGCCCCGGCGGCUGCUGGUGGUCAUCCUGGCCUCCAUCUUGGUGUUCCUCGUCGGCUCCCUGCCGCUGGGCAUCUACUGGUUUGUGCUGUUCUGGCUGCCCCUGCCCUGGGAGGCGAAGCUCCUGUACAUCUGCUUGUCGCGCCUGUCCUCGGCCAUCAGCAGCAGUGCCAACCCCGUCAUCUACUUCCUGGUGGGCAGCCAGAGGACCCGGAGGCUGGCAGAGUCCCUGAAGGUCGUGCUGGGCCGGGCGCUGCAAGAGGAGCCUGAGCCCGAGGGAAGGGAGACGCCGUCCACGGGACCCAGCGAGGGGCUCUGAGGUGGCCCACGCCCGGGCGACCGUCCCAGAGCCCCCUCCAACCCCUCCUCGCACCCUGGCUGGCCUGCUGCAGGGGCCCCGAAGCUUUGCAGCCCACCGUGUUGGGGUCACGUUCCCACCUGCUAAAGCCCCCCCCCCACGCGCACACUGGGUCCCGGGCCUCAGGGCGUGGGGAGGCGUGACUUCCUGUCCACAGCGGAUCACAGGUUGGCGGGUCGGCGUGAGCGCCGUCCUGGUUAGAGCUGUUACGGAGGCGUCUCUCAGGCGGUCACAGGCAUCCCGUGGGAUGUGAAAGUCCAUCCCUCCAGCCGCCCCUCCCUGAGCCGGCAUCUUUGUGUACAUAGUGGGCAGUGCCUCGUGGCUGUACUGGGGGCACUGACCGGUCACUGAAUGCGUCUGCAGUCCACUGAAUGGCCAUCGCCGACCCACAUCUCACUGGAGGAGGGUCCUGAGACUACCUCUUCCCCCAGUGGGCCCCUGACCUGAGCCGUGGGGCUGGCUGCCUUUCCCCAGUGCCCCUGGCCCCCUGUUUGCUUUCCUCCAGAGGCCGUGAGGCCCAGGACAGGGGCCAGGCAAUGGAUGCUGGGGAGAAGAUGACCACCGAGACCACGGAGACAGUGUCCGUCAGUAGGAGGCCAGAACUGACAGCAGCUCUUGGGGAAAGGGUGGGGGACCUGGUCACUUCCAGGUCACAUGGAGACUGCCAAAAGUCCCCUUGGGGGCUUCAUGAGCUAACUCACCCUAGAAUGGCUGUUACCCAAAUGACAAAAGAUGACAGGUGCUGGCCACGUCAGUCAGCACAGCCACCGUGCAAAAUGUCAUGGAGGUACCUCGAGACCAGAGCAGCCUCAUGGGGUGCAGCAAUCCCACCACCGGGGAGCCAUCCAAAGGGAAGGAAAGCCACCCGUCAGGCAGAGGGCUGCAGCCCAGGUGGACAGCACGCGCACAGUGGCCGGGUAUGGAGUCCACCCAGGUGCCCAUCGCAGAUGGCUGGAUGAAGGACGUGGAGAGCACAACAGAGCAGCAUUCAGCCCCAACAGUGAAUGAAAGCCGAGGAUGAGCUUUGUCAGACCCAGGGACGCUCAUACCACGUGUUCCUACUUACUGGGGGAUCUAAAGAAGUCAGGCUCAUAGGAGCUGAGA